AUGUCUAAAAUGCUUAGAGUGUCCAAAAUUCCAUCAGAUGCAACAGAAGAUGCUUUAACAUUCUUCUUUGAAAAUGUAAGGAAGUCAGGAGGUGCCAGUGUAGAAGAAGUAGACUAUGACGAAGAAAAGCACACUGCAAUAGUCACUUUUGAGGAAGACGAUGUUGUCGAACGAGUGCUCAAGAAAACUCCAAUGCUUUUUCAAGGAAAAGUUAUUGAGAUUGAAGCUCAUAUGCCAGAUGCCUUGGACGAUCCCCAUCCAGAUAUUAAGGAAGCAGAAGGUGACGGAAAUUAUUUUGCAAUUCAUGUUAGCGGUUUUGAUACAGAAAAGGUGCCUGCAGAAACGAUGAAACUUUACUUUGAAUCAAGGAGGGGUGCUGAUGUUGACGUCGUCUGUAUGGAAAAAGUAGAAGAAAAUGCAUACAUCCUAAAAUUCGAAAGAGAAGAAGCUAUUGAUACAAUCCUCAAAAAGACACACAAGGUUGGUGGGAAGCAACUAACUGUGAAGAGAUAUAUACCUCCUCCGCCUCUUCCAAAGUAUGAAGACAAAGUGUUUAUAAAAGGUGUUAGUUCGUUAGCCACUAAAGAUUCGCUCUUUAAUUUCCUGGAAGCAAAAUCAAAUGCUGAACCAAUUGAUAUAAUUUAUGGUGAAGAGGACGGCACUGCUUUGGUCACAUUUGAUACAAAACCAGAGAAACAUGUGUUUAAAGCACCCCUUUCAACUUCAGACAUAGAAAAACUACGACAGCAGUGUACAAAGAAAACUUUAGAAGGCAACUAUCUAAAGAUAGAUCAUGUUACUGUGACUAAUACGAUAGUUGCUACUGGUUUUAAAGAGACCACGUCUGAGGAGACAUUAGAGUUAUAUUUUGACAGCAAAAAGAAAUGUGGAGUUGAUGGUGUUACCAAAGUGAAGAUGAACCAGCAGCUGAAUCAAUGUUUUAUUUCUUUUGACGAUUAUAAUUCGGUUGAUAUUGUCUGCAAUCGUAAGCACAAGGUUGAUGGAGUCGAAUUUAAAGUAAGAAUCCACCAGGAAUGCCUAGGUAAUCCAGCCGAUGAAAGUCAGAGUUUACAGCUUCAACUGCCUGAUCCUAUACUAAUUGAAAAUAUUGAUAAGUGGAAACUUGUCUUUCUUAAGGAAUCACCCGAAAAUCAACAGAAAAUGAAUGAAUAUCUUCGACCAAAACAUGCCCAAAUUAAUUGGUCAACUAUGAAUAUGGAUAAAAAAUUAGAAGUUGCUUGUACGCUAGAAUCAACUGAUAAAGAUUGUAGAAAACUUGCAAAAGCAUGGUCAGCGGUAAUUCAAAAGGAAAUAUCCACAUAUUUGAGUUGUAUUAAUGUGUCCAAACUCAAUACGAUUAAAGAGGCAAUGGAGGAUGUUAUGAAAGAAAUAGAGGGCAUGCAUAAAGACAGUCUUAUUAUAAGAAAUGACCAAGAAAAUAACACAAUUGUUAUUGUUGGGCAGGGUGUUGAAACGGAAAAGGUAUCAGGAAAAAUUUCAGCAGUCAUAAAAGAUAUAGAAAAAGAAAUUGAUGAAAAGAAAAGUCAGAUCGAGGACAUUUUCCGAUCUAAACCUUAUGAAACCUCAAUCCUACAUUGCAUAAGAUUUCAAGAGCAGUACAGUAAAAAGAAAGAUGGGGUAGAGGUUGUUAUCGAUAAAGAAAACAACCUUGUAAAAUUCACAGGCAAAGCUACCGCGAUAGCCCUAGCAAAAAUGAAAAUGUUUGAAAAAACAAGAGAAAUAACAGAGCGUAAAGUAGACGAAGUAAGCGAAGGCAUGAUCAGAUUUCUAGAAAUACCUGAAGUCAAGUCAUACCUGGAGAAGAACUUUUCUCAAAGUGGAUUGACAGCAACAUGGACAGUGACGGACGGCAAAAGCUUAAAAAUAUAUUCUAUAUCCGACGAAGAACUUGUAAAAGCGUUUCAGCUUUUUAGAAAAUUGUUAAGCGAGGUUAAAAUUGAUGUCGAAGAUGGGCAAUCGAAUAUACUAAAGACACAGUUAUGGAAAGACCUAAUUAAGUCAACUCAAUGUUUAACUAGCGAAAAAGUGGUUAAAAUCGACGAUACAGGCAGUAAGAUAACAGUAUAUACCACUUCCGCUGCUGAUAUCGGUAUGAUCAGAGAAACCCUACAGGACUUUUUGUAUAAAAAUGCAAUUAAACAGCAAAAAAUAAACCAAUCAGGCGCAGUUUUACGACUUUUAAAGGAACACUAUAGAAAAGAAAUAGCAUCUAUAGAGAGAGAUUUGCAAAAUGAACAUGUUACAAUUCAGAUAAAUGAUUCAGAGUUACUUUUGAAAGGUAAUAAUACUGGUUUGUCGAAAGCGAACGCAAGAAUAAAUCAACUGCUCACCAACAUCGUAGAAAGGAAGCAUGUCAUAAAUAAGGCCGGGAUUGUUCAACACAUACAGAGUUUUGAAGGAAAAGCAAAAAUAGCACAGGUAGAACGAACCAAUGCCGUAGUUUUUACCGUCAACGAUAACGAUGACCAGUCCAUGAAUACCAAAAUCGUCCCCCAACCCUUAUCGUCUCAAAGAGAAACGGCUACAUGCACAAUCCCAUCAGGUCAAACUAUCGUCACUACAGUAGGAGACAUCACAGAACUUCAGGUUGAUGUUAUUGUCAAUGCAGCAAACAAAACUAUGGAACAUGUUGGUGGAUUAGCAGAAGUUAUCGUUAAAAAAGGAGGACAAAUCAUACAACAGGAAUGCAGUGAAUAUAUUAGUAGACGGCUCGGCGAUAAAGGGCUGUUGCCUGGAGAGAUUUUUUGUAGCAAAGCAGGUAAUCUGAAAUGUCAAUUGGUCAUUCAUGCUGUCGGACCAACAUACCAAGAUGGCUUUCACAAUGAAGACGAAUAUCUGUCCGAAUGUAUCGAACAAUCUCUAAAAGAGACUGCGGAAAGAAGAUUAAAAUCUAUAGCAAUUCCAGCGAUUGGAACGGGAAACUUUGGAUAUCCACUACAUGAUGCCUGCAAAGUAAUAGUUGAUUCCAUCAAAAGAUUUUUUAAGUCAAACAAGUCUACAUCAAUCCAGAAAAUUGUUCUAUGUGAUUUGAAAGAAAGUACACUGAAAAGCUUUGUUACCGUUCUACAGACGAAAUUUGAUCGACGAAACGUGAAAGAAAUUGGUCAAAGCACACCUCACAGAUUGAGACAACAUAGGUUUGAAGAUGCUAGUGCUAUGGCACUGUCUGAUGAUGAUUUUGAUGAUGAUAGUGAUGACGACGAUAUGAGCCAGCCUUCGUCAGGGCCAAUAUCAAUUACUGUUCUUCGGGGUCAAGUAGCGUUACAGGAGGUCGAUGUUAUAAUUAAUUCAACAUCCAGUAAUCUUCAGCUAACACACGGUGCAGUAUCACAGUCCCUUCUAAAUGCUGGCGGGAAUUCAUUACAGUCAGAGUGCACAAAACAUUAUCCUAAUGGAGUAGCUCCUGGAGAAAUAGCUGUGACCGGCGGAGGGAAGUUAGAAUGCAGAAAAGUCUACCACGGAGCCCUAAAUGGAUGGACUACGCCGACGGCUGCAAAGGAAUUAGCGAUGUUUAUGACAAACUGUUUGGAAGCAGCUAAUAAAGCUGGUUUUACGUCUAUUUCUUUUCCUGCCUUGGGAACUGGAAAUCUUGGGUAUCCAAAGACCGAAGUUGCACGAAUGAUGUUUUCUAACGUGGAAAUGUUUGGACGCAAUAAUCCAACUACUUCAAUUAAAGACGUGAGAUUUGUCAUUUACGAAAAGGACAUUGAAGUGCUGAAGGCAUUUGAGAAUGAGAAACAGAAUGGGAAUCGCAGAAAGGACAAAAAAAAGACUAAAAAUAUGAAGAAGGAGAAAAUUGCAAUUACAACAGCAGGGCGUAAUUUAGCUAGUGAGCUUAUAAUUCAUUUGGACGUAGAGGACUCGUCAUCAGAUUUGAAAUCAAAAAUAAAAUUGGUAAUUGAAAAGCUUGAGGAGUUUGAUCAACACAGCGUUGCAUUUCCAGCAAAUGAACUUGGAGAGAUACAGAAGGUCUCAGCAGUAUUUGUUGACGUUCUUCAAGACUUCAGCGGCAAAACUGAUAUUGAAGUUCACAUUGUUUUAAACGAUGAAAAUAUGGUACAAACAUUUGUGACUUGCCUGGAGAGCACCAUGGCGGGUGAUCAAAAUCCAUCCAUGUUAUCAAAAUUUGCAGGAUAUUUUGGAUUAGGAGGAAAAUCUCCCGUUAGGCCGAAACGACAUAUCCAGAUAAGUAAUGUAAGCUUGAAAGCUACAGUAUACAUCAAGGUGUUUGCACAAUCCGAACAAAGUGCUAAAAUCGCUAUCAGAGCAUUAGAAAAUAGUUUAGAGAGUGCAUACCAAGAAAAAACUGUCGAUGAUGACUUGAUAAAAGAUUUAUCAAAACCACAGAUAGACGAGUUACAGCAAAUACUAUUAAGUUCUGGUGUUGAAAUUUCACUGAAAAAGAAUCUAGGUAGAAUAAAGAUUACGGGUUUGCCUGAAAAUAUCACACAAGCCUUGCAAGAAAUUUACACUUUUCUAAGACGAACGGAAGAAAUGCGCUAUGCUGAGGAACAUGCUAAUCUUGUGUCUGAAAUGGUUGAAUGGUGUUAUCUCGAGGUAGACAUUGAUGGGGAAAAAUUAACAGAAUAUCCACGUCAGAUAAAUUUGCUACUGGAACAAGCCGUCAGAAAUAACAAAGCAACAGCUGAAUUUCACGAUGACAAGGGAAACAAGUAUAUAGUUGAUUUUAACAGCUAUGAGGAAUAUUUAGAGAGCAAUCCAUCAGAGGCUGUCAAGGUGAUCCGUAAAAACAAACUAUCAGACGCAUCCGGCUUGGCAUUUGAGAUGCCCUCAAACUGGAGUCCAAUGGACGAUAAGGAGAAUAUAAAACUAGUACCUCUUCAACAAACUGACCAGGAAUAUCUCGCAGUUCAACAAGAUUUUUUAAAAACUACUACUGGAUCAGCACUUACGAUUCUAAAGAUUUCAAGAAUACAGAAUCGGGCAUUAUAUCAGCAAUACAAGGCAAAAAAAAUGUCAAUGGAGUCAUUAAAUCCCCAAGGUCAUCAAAACGAAAGAAUACUUUGGCACGGUACUGCAUAUGAUGCUUUGGAUAGUAUCAACACAUAUGGGUUUAACAGAAGUUAUUGUGGCAAAAAUGCUACGAUAUAUGGAAAUGGUGUAUACUUUGCAAGGGAUGCAGCAUAUUCAGCUAGAGGUACAUAUUCGCCAAAUGACCAUAACAACCAAAGGCAUAUGUACAUGUGUAAAGUCUUAACUGGUGAAUUCGCACAAGGGAAACAAGGAUUAAUCGUACCACCGCCAAAAGGCAAAGGCAAAAGUCACAUUUUGCAUGACUGUGUAGUUGAUAAUCCUGCAGAUCCGGCAAUUUUUGUCAUUUUCCAUGAUACACAAGCAUAUCCUGAAUAUUUAGUUCUAUUCCAAGGGUAA
This is a messenger RNA of Mytilus trossulus (common blue mussel), 5412 nucleotides long. RefSeq names its product protein mono-ADP-ribosyltransferase PARP14-like. The record is from RefSeq and is a predicted model, not a curated record. Gene Ontology annotation, biological process: protein poly-ADP-ribosylation; negative regulation of gene expression. Gene Ontology annotation, cellular component: cytoplasm; nucleus. Bases 1 to 5412 code for a protein of 1803 amino acids. Gene Ontology annotation, molecular function: RNA binding; transcription corepressor activity; NAD+-protein mono-ADP-ribosyltransferase activity. NCBI's taxonomy places the organism in Eukaryota, Metazoa, Mollusca, Bivalvia, Mytilida, Mytilidae. The transcript is spliced from 17 exons.